AUGGUUAUGAUAGUCAACAACAAGAUGAAACCUCCGGGAGGAGAACCAAUCUGGUCGUGGUACUCAAGAGCAGAGCAACUAGACUACCUGAAAGGGUUCCUCAAACCAAUUGCAUUCGAGAAAGGAGAAACAGCUAAGGCCAAAGAUCCUGAGGAUAUAAUUGUUCUAUCAGAUACUGAGGACGAUAUUAACCCAGAAAAUGUCACUGUAGAAAAACCUUUGCCCUUAGUGUCUCUAAAACAAGAACCAAUAGAUGAUGAACAUGAAAAAUUGCCUGUUCCUGAGAAAAAUCUACCCGUGCCUGAUAAUGUCAACCCAGAAUCAGCUGUAGUAUAUGGUCCUCAUCAACUUGAACCUCCUGCUUCCCUUUUCACCAAACUAAACUUGUUUAACAUCAUGGAUGAACACAGAAGAUCAACCUCUCUCACAAAUAGACUGUCUAUUCCACUGAAUAUCCCACAAAGUACAAAACCCACACAAGAUAAAACUUUGUCCUUGCCAUCACCACAAACCACACAAGCAGAAAUCCCUGAACAUCAAAAUCCUGAAAAUCCUCUCCCCAUUCAGUCAGAAAACUCUCAUACUGAUGAAACUAGGUCUGAACCUCAAUCUGAACCAAAUCCUGAAACAACACCUACCAUCCCCAUUGAUGAUUCUCCACUAGAUUUUGAGUUUGAAACAGGAAAUCCUCCAGAAUUACCAGUUGCAGAACAAACUGAUGAAGAAGACAAUCUGCCUUUGUCUCAAGUGAACAAGAACCAAGCAAAAGCAAAAGGAAAGAAGAAGAUUCAAGAGGAACAUGUGGACAAAAAUCCUGUGGCAAAAAUUCAAGUCUUUCCCGCUCCUGUCACCAGGCGAAAAACCAGGUCAUCCACAGCACAACAGGAGAAGGAAACCCCCUCACCAACACGAAAAACCAAGAGAAAACAGCCAAUUGCUUAUCAACCUGCCCCUGUGGAAACCACUACUAGUAAGAAGAGAAAGAAGAUCACCACUCAAACUCAGCAACCUGAAAGCCAGCCGGAUGUCUCUGCCGUAACACCCCUUGAAGUAAUCACCCCUCAAUUCCUAUCUGAUGAGUAUGCUGCAAGGUGGGACUCAACAAACAAAAGGAAAAUCCUGAGCGAAAGGUAUCUUGAUGUUGAAAAGUUCAAGUCUCAAUGCCAACUAAUGCCAGUGUUUGAGAAGCUAAAUCUUGUCAAGUCUGUAACAACUCAGACUAGCUAUCCACCUAUUGCCAUCAAGGAAUUUUAUGCAAACCUUCUGAAGACUAUCAAGGAAGCCGGCUCACAUGUCUACGGACGUGUUUGGCUGAGAGGAAAGGCCGGCUCACAUGUCUACGGACGUGUUUGGCUGAGAGGAAAGGAAUACAAUUUUGACACACGUACCAUCAAUCUGAGAGGAAAGGAAUACAAUUUUGACACACGUACCAUCAAUCUGUAUCUGGGCAUAGAUGCAAGUGACAUUGGUACCAUCAAUCUGUAUCUGGGCAUAGAUGCAAGUGACAUUGAAGACCCUGUUAUUGGUGCAAAUACCAUCACAAAAGUCAUUACAGGAGGAACCUAUAGCUACUGGCCUGCUGAAACCAACAUGUUACCAGCAAAAUCUCUCACAACAAAGUAUGCUAUUCUGCACAAACUAGCCAUGACAAAUUGGAUGCCGAAUGAACACCGAGGAGGCUUAAACUUUCUUAUGGCCACCCUGAUCUACAAGAUAGGCAAAGGUAUUCCCGUUGAUUUAGGUGACAUUAUCUUCAAACAUGUGGCAUCCUUCAGAAAACCAGAGUCUAAGGAGAGCAAGGUAAAGUUGUCUUUCCCCUGCACAAUUUAUGGAGUUCUGUGCUCACAAGGUUUCAAACCAGAACCAAAUGAACCUAUGGAAGCACCACAAGUCAGAACAAUUGAUGCCAGACUGAAACAAGGAAGUCAUGUGCUUGAUAUCUUUCCAGAACAUGCAAGUAGCUCAGCCCCAGCUCUGAACCUUGAUGUACCAUUUACCAGCAAACUCACAGCACAGCACCUCGACAAAAGCAUCAGAGAUCUUAACACAAUCAUCGAGAUACUUGUUGAAAAGAGAACAAUUGAGAUGCAAUUGAGAGAACAAUUGAGAUUGAGAGACCAAGAGAUGACUGCUGCUGUUGCUGAAACACCCACUGAUCCAUCUACUGCACCUGAAGCUGAUUCCACCGCACCUGAAGUUGCUUCCACUGCACCUGAAGCUGAAUCCACUGCAGACAGCCAGGACGAUGAGUCCUCAGAAUCUGAAUGA
Messenger RNA from Ipomoea triloba (trilobed morning glory), 2268 nucleotides. RefSeq lists its product as uncharacterized. NCBI's taxonomy places the organism in Eukaryota, Viridiplantae, Streptophyta, Magnoliopsida, Solanales, Convolvulaceae. The record is from RefSeq and is a predicted model, not a curated record. Bases 1 to 2268 code for a protein of 755 amino acids. The transcript has 2 exons.